UUUUUCCUCUCUCUCUCUCCCUCCAAAACUAUCCACUUCCCUCUCCUUUAAUUCCUCUCUUCCACUGUUCCCCACAACAAUUUCUCUCCACCAUUCCACCCCAGAAACCAUCAACAAAAGAAGACUUUCCAUUCACUUCUCUCUUUCUUCCUCUCCUCCCCCACAAAGCCAUGGCAUUCCAUUUCCUUCACCUUCUUCUCUCUCUCUUCUUCCUCAUACACCUUCCAUCCAUUGCACAUUCCAAGCUCAACGCCGACUACUACCAAAAAACAUGUCCUAAGUUCCCACAAAUCAUGCGACAGGUCAUCACCGCCAAACAACUCGCGACUCCUUCCACCGCUGCCGCAACCCUUCGUCUCUUCUUCCACGACUGCAUGGUAGGAGGAUGCGAUGCUUCCAUCCUCAUCUCCUCCAACGCUUUCAACCGCGCCGAACGGGAAGCAGACAUCAAUCUCUCCCUUCCCGGCGACGGUUUCGACCUCGUAACGAGGGCGAAAACCGCCCUGGAGCUCGAAUGCCCCGGCGUCGUCUCCUGCUCCGACAUCCUUGCCACCGCUGCUCGAGACCUCGUCACCAUGGUCGGCGGUCCUUAUUACCCUAUACGUCUCGGCCGCAAAGACGGACUCGUCUCCAAAGCCGAGAAUGUAGAAGGCAAUAUCGCCAGAUCAACAAUGCCUAUAUCUCAAAUAAUCUCCAUCUUCGCCUCGAAGAAGCUUACGGUGCAAGAAAUGGUGGCGUUGGCGGGAGCUCACACAAUAGGGUUCUCGCAUUGCAAAGAAUUCAGCAAGAGGAUAUUCAACUUCAGCAAGAAGUCGGAGUACGAUCCGGCUUACUAUCCCAAGUACGCGGAGGGAUUGAGAAAGCUGUGCGAGAACUACACCAAAGACCCCGCCAUGUCGGCUUACAACGACGUGUUGACGCCCAACAAGUUUGAUAAUAUGUAUUACAGGAACUUGCAGAAAGGACUGGGUUUGUUGGCUUCGGAUAAUGCAUUGGCUACAGACAAGAGGACAAGGCCGUACGUGGAUAUGUAUGCGGCGAAUCAGACUAAGUUUUUCCAAGAUUUUGCUCAUGCCGCUGAGAAGCUUAGCGUUUAUAAUGUUAAGACUGGUAGGAAAGGUGAGGUUAGACGCAGAUGCGAUGCUUUCAAUGCUCUCAACACUUGAGAAUUAUUGUUAUUAUUAUUAUUCUUUUUUUUAUAUUUUCAGAUUUCAUAUAAUACAGUAUGGGCGUGGAUAUGGCUUUUGUAAAAUGUUUGUUGAUGGGAAUUGCAAAAAAUUAACAAAGAUGCAUAUAUCUUCCCAAUUA
Ziziphus jujuba (common jujube) is the source of this 1308-nucleotide messenger RNA. RefSeq names its product peroxidase 31. Gene Ontology annotation, molecular function: heme binding; peroxidase activity. Gene Ontology annotation, biological process: hydrogen peroxide catabolic process; response to oxidative stress. The coding region runs from base 171 to 1166 and encodes 331 amino acids. Lineage: Eukaryota; Viridiplantae; Streptophyta; Magnoliopsida; Rosales; Rhamnaceae. The transcript has a single exon. The record is from RefSeq and is a predicted model, not a curated record.